Molecule: messenger RNA, 3141 nt
Organism: Callithrix jacchus (white-tufted-ear marmoset)
Lineage: Eukaryota; Metazoa; Chordata; Mammalia; Primates; Cebidae
Source: RefSeq, a predicted model, not a curated record
AUGCUUCCCAUGAUGCAGUAUUAUUCCUUGCAGGCUGUAACCCUUACAAACCCUGCGAAGGAGGGGGUUACUUGCACCUCCCUAGACUCCUGCUACCGCCACAGUGAAGAUGACAGCAAGGCAGAGCUAGGGCGCGCACUGAGCGGCGGGCCAGGAGAAGCAAGCGAUGAAAUACUUGGGAAGCCUGAGAAGGGUGGGCUGGGGCUCUCGGGAGCAUGCGCGGGGUGGGGCGGUGGGGGCACGGAGGCGGCGCUCCAGGCUACUCCGCGCGCCCCGGGCCCCUUCCGCGCGUUCCCAGCUCCCCACGCUCCCAUCCGGGUUUCCCCCGCGCGUCUCCGGCUCCCCGCCUCCUGGCCCGCCCCUGGCGGGUCCGCGCAGGAUCAGGCCACAGAGCUGCCCACUGGCGUAUGCGCGGCGGGUUUUUGGGGAGGGCGAGGGGGGGCGUUGGGAGGAGGAACCCCAACCCGGUGGACGUGCGCCUCGCAGCGGCGCAGGCGGCUGCGAGGCCUGAGCAGUGAGUGCCUGGGAGACCCGGCCUGUCCUCGUCCUACCCGUGUACCCUGCGCUGGCCGCUGCUCCGGACGCCGGGCUGGGGGGCGCCUACCCGCUGCCCUCACAUAUACUUGGCAGGAACUGGGGGCGUGGAGGAGAGGCUCAUCUGAGUUGGGGUCUGAAGAGGAAAUUGCAAUGGUAACUGCGUUUUCGUUGCUGUUGUUAACGGUGUUUGGUAUUUUGGAGGAAGCUAAAGAGCAAUUUGAUUUAGAAGACUAUUCCUUCACACCUGUGUGCUCCGCUCGCGCACCGCGGACCGCUUCAACCGGACCUCCUGCAGUCCGCACCGCUGACCCCUACCGCUCCACGCCCUGCGCGCCCUCGGCCCUCGUGCAGCCAGCUCCCGGCCGGGUCCGCGCGAGGGCCAGGUUACAGACCUGCUCGCGGGCAUCUGGCGGUUGGGAAGGGCGUUCGGAGGAGGGGUCCCGCUCGGGUGGACGCGAGCUCCUCAGUGGCGGAGGCGGCGAGACCUGUACGGAUAUAGUGGCCAAGGAAUUAUCUGGGCAAUCAGAAGAUGAAGCUGUACAAAACAAAAGAAAGAGAAUCCUGGAGCAGCCUCAGGAGUUGCUGAAUUCCACAGUACUUAUUAAAGAACUCAUAAAGAUAUAUUUUAAGUCUCUGGCCAUUCUGGCUGUAAAAAAUAUCUCUCUUGCAAUCCAAAACGGGGAGUGCUUUGGAUUGCUUGGAUAUAAUGGAGCUGGAAAAACAACUACUUUCCAAAUUUUGACUGGGGAAGAGAGUCCUACUUCUGGAGAUGUGUUCAUUGAUGGCUUUAGCAUCACAAAAGAUAUCCUACAGGUGAGGUCAAGAAUUGGCUAUUGUCCUCAGUUUGAUGCCUUGCUGGAAUAUAUGACUGCUCAGGAAAUAAUGGUUAUGUAUGCCAGAAUAUGGGGAGUCUCUGAGCCCCAGAUUGGGCUGUAUGUGAACAAAUGGUUGAAUUCACUGGACCUGGAGUCUCAUGCUGACGAGCUUAUCUGCACCUACAGUGGAGGAAACAAACGCAGGCUGAGUACUGCUAUUGCCCUAAUGGGAAGGCCUUCAGUCAUCUUCCUGGAUGAGCCAUCAACUGGCAUGGACCCAGUAGCCCGACGCCUGCUCUGGAACACGGUGACAAAGACACGUGAAAGUGGAAAAGCCAUCGUUAUAACCUCCCACAGUAUGGAGGAAUGUGAUGCCCUCUGUACCAGUCUUGCCAUGAUGGUGCAGGGGAAGUUAAUGUGCCUGGGCAGCCCUCAGCAUCUCAAGAACAAGUUUGGCAACAUUUACAUCCUGAAGGUCAAGUUCAAGACUGAAGCUAAAUUAGAGGAUUUUAAAUGUUAUGUUACAACAAGGUUUCCAGGUAGUAUCUUAAAACAUGAGAAUCAAGGAAUCCUUAACUACUACAUUCCCAGCAAGGACAACCGCUGGGGAAAGGUGUUUGGCAUUUUGGAGCACGCUAAAGAGCAAUUUGAUAUAGAAGACUACUCCGUCAGUCAGAUCACACUGGAACAAGUCUUCCUGACCUUUGCUAACCCAGAGAAAGAAUUCAGUGAUGAGGAAAAUGAGGUGCCAUGAAAUUCAAUUACAACCAGUGACCCUCGUGUCUUACAUAGUUGACACCUGGACCUUCUGUGUAUAGGGGGACCUUCCUGUGCAUGUAUAUCUUGAUAUAAAUAUAUUUAUGUAAUGAAGAUUUUCCCAAAGGAGAAUGUUUGUCCCCUUCAUUGCAGAUUUAGAUGAGUGGCCUGUGUAUCCAGCAUGCUCAAAUCUGAGGACAUUUGGUGAAAUUACUGUUUUCUCUUCCUGAGAUAAUGAAAGAGGAGCAUUUAUCAGGGUUGGGACAGGAACCUGUUCCUGAGUGUUCUGGAUGUUUGAAUAGAAAGAUCCAGUAAGGAUGGAGCUGUCAGAUGGGAUGGCCCAAAGAACAAGAGCUUUAUGUUUUAGCUGCUGAGUUACAGAUGAGAAGAGCAUAAGGCCUGGAUCACAUCGGCUUUUUCAUGAAUACACACACACACAUUCACACUCAGACACACAUGUACACAUGCACAUAUAUCUAAUAUAAAUCAUCAAUGUUGGAGGGCUGAGUGGGGUUACUAUUUCAAAAAUUCAAAAUAAAGUUCUUAUGCUUCAGUUGAAAAAGAAUUUUUGCACCAAGAACAUUUGGGGUCCAUGACCAGAAUUUUUAAAAAGGGUUAUUUAAAAAUAUUGUGUUUUCUUUUCUACCAUUGUCUCACCUCUAAUAAAGAAGAAAAGAAGGAGAAAUAAAGUGGAGAAGGAGGGACACAGAGAGUUUCUUCUGAUUCUUGCCUUGGUAGAUAGAUGAAGUCCCCCAUAAAUAAGAUGAGAACUCUAAUCACCUCUUCAGGAUUCAUAGACAACUGAGUAGACAGCUAGGAUAGUUCUUGUGGAAUGGCAAGGUGAAGAGAGUCUGCAAAGCUGCUCUAUUUUGGGGUGGCUUGUUCAGUGUUUUCAAAUCCUUAAUUGGAUAUUGUUGAUUAUAAAGUGACAUCCACCAGAUGCUUACUAUUCUUUUUUUUUUUUUUCUUAAAGAGGGAAUUUGAGUUUGUAUCUAUGAAGAGUCUAGGAGCAUUAGAAGUCUCCAAUUAAAAC